Molecule: messenger RNA, 178 nt
Organism: Acaulospora colombiana
Lineage: Eukaryota; Fungi; Glomeromycota; Glomeromycetes; Diversisporales; Acaulosporaceae
Source: the annotation of a GenBank genome assembly
GAUUUCCACAGCGUUAUUUGUACGAGUAGAGCAUGGUGAAUGGACAGGCGUUCUUGAAAAGGAGGUGGAGAAUUUUAAAAAUGUUUUGGUGCGAGUUUUAGGACAAGUCCCCUCAGAGGAUAUUGAACGGAUAAAGAAGCUUCAAAGUUUUGGUACUGGAAAAAAAUUGGCAAAAAGG